AUGCCCUUCGCCAAGCGGACCGUGGAGCCGCAGCGGCUGUGCCGGCGGCAGCCCGCCGCCUCCGUGCUGGAGGAGAGCUGGGGCGCGGAGCCGCCACCGCCGCCGCGGGACCCGCCGCCGGAGGAGCCGGGAACGGCGAGCGAGGGCGCCGAGGCGGCUGGCGGCGGGGAGAAGGAGGCGGCAGCGGUGCUGAUGGUGCUGGACCUCUGCUCGGUCAGCAACGUAGCCCUGUCGCGGAUCCUCCGACAGCUCUCCGACGUGGCCCGGCACGCCUGCACCCUUUUCCAGGAGGUCGAGGCUGACAUCCAGGGUACCCACCGCCGCGUACGGGCGCUGCACGGCCGCAUCGCCGGCCUCCAGGGAGCCGUGCGCGGCCUCGACCCCAAGCAGGAGGCAGUGCCUGUCUCCAACCUUGAUGCAGAGAGCAAACUGAGUGUCUAUUACCGAGCACCUUGGCAUCAGCAAAGAAACAUCUUUCUCCCCUCCACCAGACCGCCCUGCGUGGAGGAGCUGCACCACCACGCCAAGCAGCACCUGCGAGCCUUGCGCAGAGAACAUCGAAGCCGAGGUGAUAACAGAGAGCAAAAAGUCCAAGGCCCCAUUGCUGUGGUGGCUCCCCCCUUUCCUCCCUUCCCUGCAAUCUGCAGCCAAAAGAGGCAAGCGAUAAAGGACCGGCAUUUGCUACCAUUUAACAGCACCCGUUCGCCCUCCCCAAUUGAGUGUUGCCACAUGACCCCCUGGAGUAGAAAGUCCCAUCCACCAGAGGACGAAGAUACAGAUGUCAUGUUAGGGCAGAGGCCGAAAAAUCCAAUACAUAAUAUCCCUUCUACACUGGAUAAACAAACCAAUUGGAGUAAAGCACUACCUCUCCCAACUCCAGAGGAGAAAAUGAAACAAGAUGCCCAAGUGAUUUCUUCUUGCAUUAUCCCCAUCAAUGUCACUGGAGUUGGUUUUGACAGAGAGGCUAGUAUACGCUGCUCUCUUGUUCAUUCACAAUCUGUACUACAGCGGAGACGAAAGUUGAGGAGGAGGAAAACCAUCUCUGGCAUCCCCAGAAGAGUGCAACAAGAAAUAGAUUCAGACGAGUCGCCAGUGGCGAGAGAGCGCAAUGUGAUUGUGCACACAAACCCAGAAUUCUCUGGCUCCAGCAACAGGAGGUUGGGGACCCGGGACUCGGAGUGCCAGACAGAAGAAAUCCUGAUAGCUGCUCCCUCCCGGCGACGGAUCCGUGCCCAGCGGGGGCAGAGUGUUGUUGCCUCCCUCUCCCACUCCACUGGCAACAUCCUGGUGCUGGCGGACAACGGGGAUGCGGUCUUUGCUGCUGCUGUGAGCAACCGCAUCCGCUCGCAAAGCCUUCCCCGUGAGGGCGCCCGGGCCAGUGAGGGCCAUCAGGAUGCCACCACCAAGAAUGCAGGGUAUGAAGCGGAGCACUUCCUGGCUAGUCAGGAGAGGAUCCCAAAAAAGGGGAAGGAGAUCUUGAGCAAGCAGGGUUCACAGGAGUGCCAGCCCAUUGGUUUAACUUGUCCUCAGCACCUGCAUAGCCCCGAACACAGCAUCAGCGAGAGGGGGAGAUCGCGGCUGUCAAGGAUGGUCGAUUCAGGCAGCUGUGAAAUUUCAUCCAACUCAGACACCUUCGGGAGCCCAAUUCACUCCAUCUCCACAGCAGGAGUCCUGCUCAGCAGCCACAUGGACCAGAAAGAUGACCACCAGUCCUCCAGUGGCAACUGGAGUGGGAGCAGCUCCACAUGUCCCUCUCAGACAUCUGAAACCAUUCCUCCUGCUGCCUCUCCUCCACUAACAGGCUCUUCACACUGCGACUCCGAGCUGUCCCUCAAUACUGCUCCCAAUGCCAACGAAGACUCCAAUGUCUUCAUCACAGAGCAGUUUGGUGACCACGCAGACAAGAUCAGGGGCCACAGGGCAAGCUCCUUCACAUCCACUGUGGCGGAUUUACUGGAUGACCCCAACAACAGCAACACAAGUGACAGUGAGUGGAACUACCUGCACCAUCACCAUGACGCCUCCUGUCGCCAGGAUUUCAGCCCUGAGCGCCCAAAGGCAGACAGCCUGGGAUGUCCCAGCUUUACCAGCAUGGCCACCUAUGACAGCUUCCUUGAAAAGACCCCCUCUGACAAGGCAGACACUAGUUCACACUUUUCUGUGGAUACUGAAGGAUACUAUACCUCCAUGCACUUUGACUGCGGUCUGAAGGGUAAUAAAAGCUAUAUUUGCAACUAUGCAGCCCCAGGCUCCGAGAGUGGCCAGACCGGGAGCAUGACUUCCAGCCUAGCUGACUGUGCCUGGCAGGACUGCGUGAGCCACAGGAGGCAGGCACGGCAGUGCAUCUCACUGAAGAAACCAAAGGCAAAGCCAGCCCCACCAAAACGCAGCUCAUCUUUGAGGAAAUCAGAGGGCAGCACCGACCUUCCUGACAAGAAAGAACCAAAGAUCGGUAAUGGGCAGCACAUCUCUCACACUGUCAGGGAGAUGAAGCUGCCCCUUGAGUUUUCAAACACACCUUCCCGAGUGGAAGGCCCCAACCUGCCAGCCAAGCAGGAGCUUCCAUGGCCAAACCAGGAUGAUGGCGGGUUAAAGGACGCUCCGUUUGACACCGCCAGUAUCCCCUCCUUUAAAGAUGAAGGUGCUGAACAACCUCACUAUGCAGACCUCUGGCUUCUGAACGACUUGAAAACUAGCGAUCCUUACAGGUCCUUGUCCAAUUCAAGCACUGCUACGGGUACUACAGUCAUAGAGUGCAUCAAGUCACCAGAGAGCUCUGAAUCCCAGACGUCUCAGUCUGGAUCACGAGCUACAACCCCAUCCCUCCCCUCUGUUGAUAAUGAGUUUAAGCUGGCCUCCCCAGAGAAGUUGGCAGGGCUAGCCUCACCCUCCAGCGGGUACUCCAGCCAGUCAGAGACGCCCACCUCUUCUUUUCCAACAGCUUUCUUUUCAGGACCAUUGUCUCCAGGGGGGAGCAAGAGGAAGCCAAAAGUUCCAGAGAGGAAGUCAUCGCUGCAGCAGCCACUCUCAAAAGAUGGCAACGCCUCAGUGAGCAAAGAACUCGAACUUCCAAUUAUACCUCCUACUCACCUUGACCUAAGUGCUCUUCACAAUGUCUUGAGCAAGCCCUUCGCUCACAGGCACCAGCUGCAUACCUUUAGCCACAGCAAGCAGAGCGCGAUCGGGGAAGCCCUGCAGCCCAGCCCUCCCUCUGCCCUUGCCAUCACACCCUCCGUUCUCAAAUCUGUCCACCUCCGGGCAGUCAACAAGCCUGAAGGAGUGAAACAUAAAGGCAGUACCCCAGACCUGCUCUGCAUACAGGACACCACCUUGAUGGCAACCGAGGUCUCUCCAGGCAAAAUGAGGCCACUCUUAGCUAAGAAACCAGUAUCACGCCAGUACUCUACAGAUGAGGCCAUAAUGCUGUACAUUGACACUUCCUCAGCAGAAGCAGGCCCUGGAAAGCCACCUUUAGAGAAAAGCUCCUCUUUUGGUGGGCAGAAUAGCUGUGAGCGAGAAGCUGUAAUUUCAGCAAGCAUGGGUCUAGUUGAGAUCAAACCUGGGAAGGACCAAACACACCUGGCCGCUGAAGACUUACCAGAUAGCUCUCUGAAUCAGACAUGUGCCAUCUCCAUUGAUGGCUUUCAGAAGGGCUCGGCUGUCCCCACAAGUGAUGAUGAAACAAAGAAACCUGUCCGCGGAGAAGAAACAGUACAUGAUCUUCAGCAAGUGCAGGCUCAGCAAGAGCACUCUGCAGGCAGCGAGGGGAAGGUGGAAGCUGCGCCUGUGGAUGAAAGCCCAGCUCAGGCUGAGGGACUGGCCAUCACCGAUCAGUUAAAGCACGAACCCGAUGUAAGCCACCAUGUGCCUGGGAAUAUCAACUUUGAAGUAGAGAUGGCAACAGUGGAUUCACUCAGUGAAGAGGGUUGCAAGCAGGAAAAUGUUAUCACAUCAGGUAUCCUAACCAAAAGUGCCUCUGAUGACAGCAGGGCAGACGAGACAGUGGGCGGUGCAGAUGAGCCUUCGCUAAAAGAGUCUUCUCCAAGCGAUGAGUCCAUCAUGUCUCCACUGAGCGAGGAGUCACAGGCUGACACUGAGGAUGUCUUUGUGUCUCCAAACAAACCCCGCACUACUGAGGAUCUGUUUGCAGUCAUUCACAGAUCAAAAAGGAAAGUUCUUGGGAGAAAGGAUUCUGGAGACCUUUCUGUAAGAAACAGAUUGAGAGCUUCGUCUGGGACCAGCAGCCAGCCUCCCACCAGCAGCACACUGCCUACCAGCAACAUGCCACCAGCCAGCAACGUGGGCACUUCCAUUAGCAGUCAGAGGUCCCCCGGGCUCAUAUACAGGAAUGCCAAAAAGUCCAACACAUCCAAUGAGGAGUUUAAGCUACUGCUCCUUAAAAAGGGCAGCCGAUCUGAUUCCAGCUACAGGAUGUCUGCCACAGAAAUUCUGAAAAGUCCUAUUUUGCCGAAGUCUCCUGGAGAGCUGACAGCAGACACCCUUCAAAGCACGGAAGAGUCUCCUCCCACAACAAGCCCUGAUGCAUUAUCACCACUCUCCCCCUGUUCCCCCAGGGUCAACACAGAAGGAUUCUCCUCCAAGAACUUCCCCAUGUCAGCAUCCUCGCGGGUGGGGCGGUCGCGGGCACCGCCGGCAGCCAGCAGCAGCCGGUACAGUGUGCGCUGCAGGCUGUACAACACCCCCAUGCAGGCCAUCUCCGAGGGGGAGACCGAGAACUCAGAUGGCAGCCCCCACGAUGAUCGGUCUUCUCAAAGCUCUACAUAGGCUGUGUGGGUGCCAGGACCAGGCUGCCAAUACCACUCAAAGCUCUUAAGGAUGUCAACUGUAGCAAUCAAGAAAAAAAAAAAAGAAACAAAAAGAAGAAAAAGAGAACAAUCGCAGGGCAAUAUCAAUGCUUCAAU
Vidua chalybeata is the source of this 4922-nucleotide messenger RNA. It is a transcript of the gene NHS, whose product is annotated as NHS actin remodeling regulator. The transcript has 9 exons. Bases 1 to 4785 code for a protein of 1594 amino acids. Lineage: Eukaryota; Metazoa; Chordata; Aves; Passeriformes; Viduidae. The record is from RefSeq and is a predicted model, not a curated record. Gene Ontology annotation, biological process: cell differentiation; lens development in camera-type eye.